AUGGAUAAGGAGGCUAUCACACAAGGUGUUUCUGCAAAGCAAGUGACUCGUAAAAAGUCAUGCUUGCAUCUCCUUAUGACUGCAUGGGAGAUAGAGGAGACUGAGCAUCAUAAAAGACUUCUUGACCUACUUCAGCAGAAGAAUGCUCGGGAAUACGUUGCAGCAUCUAAUGAAGCUCACCUGUUCAAAAGGUUCAUGACCCACCAUCACACAAACCAGCUUGAAGAUGACUUUGACUUUGAUGUUGGAACUUACAAGGAGGAGCUACAAGCAUUCAUCAAUCACAACUUCCAUGACCCCAACCAGCUGAUCACCAAGGAUAAAUAUUCCAUGGACCCCUUUGUCAAUGAUGCUGAAUCAGAUGACGACGACAAAGACUGGGACGAGCCCAUAUCAGAAGUUAGUUCUGACAGAUCGGGCGUCAAAGCUUUUCCAGCUCUCUCUAAGUAUGCCUCCCAAGAAGACAUCAAAGGGAAAGUGGAAGUCAAAGGGAAGAACCCAUGUGGAAAUACUGCUAGCGCUCAGAUUGGACUGGCCAUGGAGCAUCCGGUAGCACCAUCCAGACUGGCUAUGCAGCCACCAGCCAUGCCCCCCCCGCACAACCAAGGCCGGUGCCAUAUGUCAAUCCCUGCAGCAGGGGCUACCAUAUAUGUACGAUAUGACAGUUGGUCCAUCAAUGGCAUUCAGCAGAUACCCACACAGUCCACUACCUGUGUGCAGACUCCCAUGCUCAAUGUGGAAGGAGUCCACCAGGCUGUCAAGAGCUACAGGUCAGGCCUGAGGAUGUGGCCAGGCUACAGUGACACAUUGUUGGACAGCCAAAGGUUGAGAAUCGAUCCAGUUAGGCGGGCCAUCCAACGUGGGCCCAUGUGUGCUUAUACACGGAUGGGCCCACAGUGUGGAAUAGCGCCCAUGCUAGCGGGUGGGCCAAGUGUCGAUGCCAUAGCAUGA
Messenger RNA from Suillus fuscotomentosus, 951 nucleotides. RefSeq lists its product as uncharacterized. NCBI's taxonomy places the organism in Eukaryota, Fungi, Basidiomycota, Agaricomycetes, Boletales, Suillaceae. The record is from RefSeq and is a predicted model, not a curated record. The transcript has 6 exons. Bases 1 to 951 code for a protein of 316 amino acids.